Messenger RNA from Centruroides sculpturatus (bark scorpion), 2014 nucleotides. RefSeq lists its product as uncharacterized. Gene Ontology annotation, cellular component: nuclear body. Gene Ontology annotation, biological process: positive regulation of DNA-templated transcription. The coding region runs from base 386 to 1744 and encodes 452 amino acids. The transcript is spliced from 2 exons. The record is from RefSeq and is a predicted model, not a curated record. Lineage: Eukaryota; Metazoa; Arthropoda; Arachnida; Scorpiones; Buthidae.
AUAAAAAUAUUAGAAUUUUGGCAUAUUUUUUUACUGCAGUUUUUAACUUUUUAGUGUUAAACUUUCCGUUUAAAUUAUUAUAAUUUUUUAAGAGUUUUUUUUCAGAGGAUUUUUCACAUGUAAGAGGCAAAAAUUAGCUUUCUACACCACUUCCAAAAUUUAAAAAAAUUAAAUAAGUAAAAUAUUGUAGCGAAAAACAGGAGAAAAAUGGCAAAAAAAAAAAGAGUAUAAAACAUCAACGGACGAAACAUCUUAUAUAUAUAAAACUAUACGUAAUUAACAAAAAUCAAAUCAGUCUUUUAAUUUCCUGCAAAAUAACGGUCGCCUAGCAACUAACAAUAAUCAGUCUCUUAGCAACGGUCGCUAAGCAACAGUCAAAAACAAGAUGGAGUCGGCAAAGACGACACCGCCUAACUACUACAUCAACAAAGUAGAUUAUUCUUCACUUUUUAAACGCAAACGUAUGGUCAACUGGUCUCAUCACGAGACCGUUACGCUAAUAAGUCUAUGGAAGGAGCAUCUUUACGAUCUGAGGAGCUCCAAGAGGAAUGGACACGUUUAUCUCAGCAUCGGCAAGAAGUUGAUAGAACACGGGAUUGACAGAUCGGUCAACGAAAUCAGAACCAAAGUCAUGAACUUGACAGCCGAGUACAGAAGAGAAAAGGCAAAAACUUUGCGGGAAGGAUGCACGUCGAAUUGGAAAUAUUAUUAUCAUGUUAACGAUGUUAUUGGUCACAUUCCAGUACCUGAUAAUUUUAGACCAAAUGAGAGUAUACCAUUAUCUCAUUAUUCUACACCCUCAAAUGAUUCUGAUAAAACACAAAGCCCCAUUACAGUGAAAAGAUCACUCAGUUGUGAUGAUUUACAAAUAACUAGUUCUUCCCAAGAUAAUUUUGCAGUCUCUGUGGAUAAUGAUAAUUCCUUUGAGACCGAAACGUCGAGAUUAAUAAACAAUAGCAACUCGUCUAUGCAUAUACUGCCAGUGAAAUCUUCGAUGAGCAAUAGCAUAUCAGUAAUACCGAUUUCCGAACCGCCACCACUGUAUCAACAGUCGAAACAAACUAAUGGUAAUAAUAAACAAGGAAUAUAUGCAGAUAACCAAACAAAACGAUCAAAUAAUAUGAUGCAAUCACACGUUUCUCAAGUUAAUUCUUAUUCUUCUGUACAGUCGACCAAUUAUACAAAUCAAAAACGCAUCGUUCGGCCAUCAAGUAUGAAUCAGUUGGAGGUUUCCAUUCAAGAGAAACAGACAUAUUCGAAUUCGGGUAGAAUAUUAAAUGAAACUCUACAGCCAAUUAUAACAAUAUCAGAAAUUUCGCACAAUCGCCAAUCAAGUAUUGAAAAAAAUACUUCCACUUCAUCUCCAUCUCUUUCAUGUGAAACAUCAUCUCAACAAGCAUACAGACAAUUUCUAGAAGACAGUAAUCGACCUGUAGAAAGUAUUAAUCAGUAUACCUUACAGGAUAAUAACCAAAUUCCUCCAAUGAAAAAACAUAAGAGGAAUUCAGAAAGAACAUGUACAAAGUAUCUCAGGGAAAUGUUGAUCGAACAGAAACGUUGCAAUCGUAUUGCCGAACAGGCCGAAAAUCAGGCGCUGCAACUGAUGAAAGAGCAGAUCUCUUUGCAAAAACAAAGUUUGACUGUACAGUGUAGAAUGAUGAACUUAUUAGAAUGUUUGAUGAUGCAAUCAAAUUCUUCUACAGGAGGAAGAGACGAACAUUUUACUCUUUCCAAUUCCAUGUGAUAUGGACAGUGAUAUUUUUAUGAUGUGUAAAAAUGUGUUGUAUAUAGCGUGUAUAUAUUCGAACUGAAAAGAUCACACAUUACAGAAUAGCAUUUACAUUUGUACGUAUUUUUUCGUAAAAGAUGAAAGUACGCACAAAGUUUUUUAAUUCUUGUUGCUUCUUAGUUACAAAUCUCAGAUAUAAUAUAAAAUACUUGUAUUAUGUUGUUUUCUUUUAAUGAAUUGUGUUUUUAAUGUAUAAAAAUUCUUUUUAGUGAUUUUAUAAUAUAU